UAUUUCACUUGCUUUGGCAAUGUAAACAUAUGUUUCCCAUGCCAAUAAAGGUCCCUAAAUUUAAAUUGAAUUGAGAGAGAGAGAGAAGCAGAGAGUGAUAGAUUGAGUGAGCAAGGCAGAGGGGGGAGAUAGAGGCAGAGAGAGAGAGAGUGAGAAAGAGAGAAGCAGAUAAAGAGUGAUAGUAAAAGGAAACAGAGAGAGAAGGGGAAAGCCUGUGUUUCAGCUCUGAGGCGCUAACCGUCUCCCUCCAGACUGACCUUGCAGUCCCGCCCCUCCCUGACCCAGCAGGACUCUGACAUGCUCCUCUGUGUCUCUGUCUCCAGAUGGCCAACACCGUAACGUUGCUGUGCUGUGUAGUGCUAGCUGCUGUGGUGGUGGCAUACGCGCAGAGACGCAACCAGACAGGGGCCAGUAUUCAGUAUGAGCGUAUGGAUGGGGACGUGACUAUGCAGUGUGGCUCUCUGGACAGCGAUGCCAGCGUGACAUGGAAGGUAAACGGGACAGACGUGAAGGCACACCACCGGGAGGAGGGGUCUAGACUCAUACUGAUGGAGGUGGACCUCUCAAACAAUGGACUUUACAGCUGCUUUCAGAACCCCAAUGGAGAACGACGGGACCAGAUCAACCUGCGCAUCGGAACCUCACCUAGGGAACCCACGGUGACGUGUCGAUCCAACACCUACCCUAAAGGUUUCUACUGUAGCUGGCACCUUCAGCACCCCACCUCCAUACCCACAGACUUCGACGUCACCGUCCUACACAACCAGGAGUCCCUAGAAGUAACAAGGGAUGUGGUCCAUAAGAACCGCUGCCACGUUCUGUUCCCUGAGGUGUUCAGUAGCUACCCCUACAGAGUCAACGUUACAGCUGUCAACGCCCUGGGAAAAGCCUCCACCACCAUCACCUUUGAAGAGAUCAACAUAGGUUCACUUGGCACAUCUGAAGGAAACAGAUGAAUAGAGGGACAUGUGAAGGAAGGAAACAGAUGAACAGAGGGACAUGUGAAGGAAGGAAACAGAUGAUGAACAGAGGGACAUGUGAAGGAAGGAAACAGAUGAACAGAGGGACAUGUGAAGGAAGGAAACAGAUGAACAGAGGGACAUGUGAAGGAAGGAAACAGAUGAUGAACAGAGGGACAUGUGAAGGAAGGAAACAGAUGAACAGAGGGACAUGUGAAGGAAGGAAACAGAUGAACAGAGGGACAUGUGAAGGAAGGAAACAGAUGAGGGACAUGUGAAGGAAGGAAACAGAUGAACAGAGGGACAUGUGAAGGAAGGAAACAGAUGAACAGAGGGACAUGUGAAGGAAGGAAACAGAUGAAGAACAGAGGGACAUGUGCAGGAAGGAAACAGAUGAACAGAGGGACAUGUGAAGGAAGGAAACAGAUGAUGAAUAGAGGGACAUGUGAAGGAAGGAAACAGAUGAUGAAUAGAGGGACAUGUGAAGGAAGGAAACAGAUGAUGAACAGAGGGACAUGUGAAGGAAGGAAACAGAUGAAUAGAGGGACAUGUGGAAGAAGGACUAAAGCACCGCACGGUAAACGGUAUCCUCUCUAGCUCUGUAAUGAUCGUCUGUUGAAGAAGGUGUGGACCAAAGCACAGCGUGGUAAACGGUAUCCUCUCUAGCUCUGUAACGAUCGUCUGUUGAAGAAGGUGUGGACCAAAGCACAGAGUGGUAAACGGUAUCCUCUCUAGCUCUGUAACGAUCGUCUGUUGAAGAAGGUGUGGACCAAAGCACAGCGUGGUAAACGGUAUCCUCUCUAGCUCUGUAACGAUUGUCUGUUGAAGGAGGACCAAAGCACAGCGUGGUAAACGGUAUCCUCUCUAGCUCUGUAACGAUCAUCUGUUGAAGAAGGUGUGGACCAAAGCACAGCGUGGUAAACGGUAUCCUCUCUAGCUCUGUAACGAUUGUCUGUUGAAGGAGGACCAAAGCACAGUGUGGUAAACGGUAUCCUCUCUAGCUCUGUAACGAUUGUCUGUUGAAGGAGGACCAAAGCACAGCGUGGUAAACGGUAUCCUCUCUAGUUCUGUAACGAUCGUCUGUUGAAGGAGGACCAAAGCACAGCGUGGUAAACGGUAUCCUCUCUAGCUCUGUAACGAUCGUCUGUUGAAGAAGGUGUGGACCAAAGCACCACACGUUACAUACUUUUAUUUCCACUGAACACUAAAUAACAUUAAUAACAAAGAGAUUGAACGAAAACCGGAACAGUCCUGUCAGGUGCAGAAACACAAAACAGAAAAUAACUACCUACAAAAACCCUGUGGGAAAA
Oncorhynchus kisutch (coho salmon) is the source of this 2269-nucleotide messenger RNA. RefSeq names its product ciliary neurotrophic factor receptor subunit alpha-like. Lineage: Eukaryota; Metazoa; Chordata; Actinopteri; Salmoniformes; Salmonidae. The transcript has 5 exons. The record is from RefSeq and is a predicted model, not a curated record. Bases 324 to 956 code for a protein of 210 amino acids. Gene Ontology annotation, molecular function: protein binding.